Molecule: messenger RNA, 720 nt
Organism: Ascochyta rabiei
Lineage: Eukaryota; Fungi; Ascomycota; Dothideomycetes; Pleosporales; Didymellaceae
Exons: 3
Coding region: 1-720 (239 amino acids)
Source: RefSeq, a predicted model, not a curated record
AUGUCCAAGUUUUCGCUCGAUGACCUUGACAAGCACAUUGAGAAUCUGCGCGCGCAACUGCAGUUUCUGAAUGAAGGCCUCGAUGCGACAGACCACAAUGCGCCUGACUGGCUGGCUACUGAUCUGCUGUCGCUGCGCAAUAAAUCAGGAAGGCUGCAAGACGACAUGAAACGCUUCAGGCACCAACUUGAGAGCGAAGGCCUGGCGACUAAGAAGACCAAGAUCACCAACAAGCGGCUAAGUAUUGAAGGUGCGAAAGCACCAGGCUUGCAAGAGCCUUCAGUCAAGAAAGUCAGACUCAGUCUCCCGGGUUCAGAAGAAACAACCGAGAUACGUCCUACGGACAACGACCUCACCUCCCAGGCGAAUCCUGCACAGACCGGCUCGACAUAUGUCGUGGAGCAUAUCGAUGUCACAGAGGAGGUAAACAGAAGGCUACAGGAGAGUCGCCUGCGCCGACUCAUGGAGACACCAAGCACUGCGCAGAAGCGGAAACGCGGCGACGACGAGGACACACGGAUGGCAAGCGGCACGGAAGCGGAACCGGAGCCAACAAGUGGCUACGAUGGCAACAAUGAUGACUCUACACCAACGAAGCGUGUAAGGACCAGUGGAGCUUUUGAGCGAGCCACCAAAAGGGAAAUGGAUGAGGACGAAGGCCGACAUGGAACUGAGAACAGGUUCAAAAGGCGCAAGUACUCAUGGAAGUCAAAACAAUGA